AUGUCGGUCUGGACUGUAAAUCGCUGGCGACUCGGCAUCAGCAGCUGGUCAACUCGGCCGAGAACCAUGAUCCCCAAGUUCAACCGACCCAGCCUCAGCAGUUCACUCUCGAGACAGUUCUCCUUCUCCGCCUUGAGACAAGCUUCACCUCGCAAUGAACACGCCCCGAAAAUCAACUUCUAUAGCAACUCGCACGUCCUCCGCUAUGCAGAAAUGGAAGCGGCCCCGUUCAGCCUUCGCCAACUCAUCUUUUUCGGGAAAGUUUUGGGUCGACAGGGCUCGAACGCGAAGGAAUUCGACCAUAAUCUUAUGCAAGGUGCCAACUUUACUCGGGUCCAACUUGCAAUUCGUUUGGCCCGUCAGAUUCGCGAAUUCCAAUCGUUACCCUAUAUCGUCACCUCGAACCCGUAUCUCACUGAAACUUACCAGAUAUACGCUGAGGCCUUUGAGAAAAUCAGAUCCUAUCCUGAGAUUCGCUGUCGACUCGAUAACCAGAAGUGGUGUCAAUUCUUGGAAAACCUGCUUAAUGAACAUAAAGUCGUCAUUCCUAAGCUUGCAAUUGGCGUGGCUGAAUCCCGGAGUCAUUUAACGAACUCGCAAAUCGAACAAUUCAUGACGAGGAUGCUAUACUCCCGCAUUUCACGCAGAGUUUUGGCGGAGCAUCACAUAGCUCUAACUCGACAAUUUCAGGCCGAUUCUCCUUCUGAACCUUCCUCCCACAACUUUCGAUAUCUAGGCGUCAUUGAUACUGAAUUGGAAGUCGGAACGGUUGUCGAAAGAUGUGUCGAACUUGCCCAGAGUGCUCUUAAUUUACCCAAUCCUCCCGGCUCUUCUUCCGAACCUCUCACGAUACAUGUGUACGGUGAAAAGAACGCUAAAUUUGCCUACAUCCCUGAUCAUCUUGAAUUUAUCGUAUUUGAACUGCUUCUUAAUGCAUUUCGAGCUACAGUAAGCUCAGCAGUCCAACGAUCGGUCAACCUUGCGAGUCUUCCUAUUGAAGUCCAAAUCGCAUCGUCUGCUACUCACAUUACGAUCCGGAUCUCAGAUCAAGCCGGUGGUAUCUUACCACCAUGGCGACCAUCAAUUCCAGACGAUGAUGACGAAACCCUGCCACCCACAGUAUCCAGACGUGAAAUGUUCAGCUUUGUUAACAUGGCGACAGCUAAUGCCAGUUUGAAGCAAUUGAUCAGCUCCACCGAUGGCACUAUGGAAGGUAAAGUUCGUGAACAAGUUGAUCAAGCCAAUGAUCAGUGUCACAUCCUUUCAUCAUCGUUGCCGUCCUCCGCUUCCCAUCCAACGAACACAAAAGGAUUCGAACAGAUUCAGGAAGCAAGACUCCGCAUCGGCCUUCCCCUUAGUUCAAUUUAUGCUCAGUUUUUAGGUGGCUCGUUGGAGAUGUAUUCUAUCCCUGGCUUCUCGGAUAUCGUGCUGUGUAUUCCUAAACUGGGGACGACCACUGAACCUUAUUGA
Molecule: messenger RNA, 1470 nt
Organism: Puccinia triticina
Lineage: Eukaryota; Fungi; Basidiomycota; Pucciniomycetes; Pucciniales; Pucciniaceae
Exons: 5
Coding region: 1-1470 (489 amino acids)
Biological process (GO): regulation of glucose metabolic process; protein phosphorylation
Cellular component (GO): mitochondrion
Molecular function (GO): pyruvate dehydrogenase (acetyl-transferring) kinase activity
Source: RefSeq, a predicted model, not a curated record